GAAUGGGGUGUGAGGGGCGAGGUGGACCAGCGAUUCCAUGGCGUUGGCCGAGGGAGGGGCUAAGACUGUUGAUUGACUCAAGAAGUCACUUAGCGUCAUGAGGGUCCGGGUAGUCUGGUAAGGGGUCGCUGGAGAGUGUGUCGCCCCUCUCCCCCAACCAAAAGCUUCCCUCCAACCAGCUGCUCUUGUCCUCUCCUCCCGAGGGCCCUGUGCCCUCCCAGUGGACUUGCAGGGGAGAACGUCCAUGUUUGUGCGAGUCACAAAGGCGCCCGUUCCAGGGGUCCCAGAACGCCCGGGCGUGGGGCUGGGGGUGUGGCGCAGCGAGGCCGCGCAGCAAGCAGUCCUCCCGGCACCGUCGGAAGCGCAGUUGCAGCAGCCGUCGGACAAGCGGCCCGAGCAGCCACGGACAAGCAGUCCGGGCCCCGCCAUUGGGCAUUGCAGAGAGACAGAGAGAGAGAGGAAGGCUCGCUGGCUUUGAGCUCUCUGGGUACAGUGUCUGAGUGGAGGCAAAGUGCGGUUCCUUCAAGAUGUCUGUGUUGAAGAAGAACAGGAGAAAAGACUCCGACACUCCCCAGGAACCUUCGGAGAAGGCCAAAGAGCAGCAGGCGGAGGCAGAGCUCCGGAAGCUAAGGCAGCAGUUCAGGAAGAUGGUGGAAAGCCGGAAGUCUUUUAAGUUCCGAAACCAGCAGAAGAUUGCGAGUCAGUACAAGGAGAUCAAGACCCUGAAGACAGAGCAGGAUGAGAUCACCCUACUGUUGAGUCUCAUGAAAUCCUCGAGGAACAUGAAUCGGAGUGAGAAGAACUACAUGGAGCUGCGACUCCUGCUGCAAACUAAGGAGGACUAUGAGGCAUUGAUUAAAUCCCUGAAACUGCUGUUGGCUGAACUGGAUGAGAAGAUUCUUCAGAUGGAAAAAAAAAUCGCAAACCAAAAACAGAUUUUCGCAAAAAUGCAGGAGGCCAAUAACCCCCGGAAACUGCAGAAACAGAUUCACAUUUUGGAAACCCGUUUGAAUCUCGUCACUGUUCACUUUGACAAGAUGCUGACCACUAAUGCCAAGCUCCGGAAGGAGAUUGAAGACCUACGAUUUGAGAAGGCUGCUUAUGACAAUGUCUACCAGCAGCUCCAGCACUGCCUGUUGAUGCAGAAGAAAACCAUGAACUUGGCCAUUGAGCAAUCUUCUCAGGCCUAUGAGCAGAGGGUGGAGGCCAUGGCUCGAAUGGCUGCCAUGAAGGACCGCCAGAAGAAGGACACCUCUCAGUACAACCUGGAGAUCCGAGAGCUGGAGCGUCUCUAUGCCCACGAGAGCAAGCUCAAGUCCUUCCUGCUCGUCAAGCUGAAUGAUCGCAAUGAAUUCGAGGAGCAGGCCAAAAGGGAGGAAGCUCUCAAGGCAAAGAAGCAUGUCAAGAAGAACAGGGGAGAGAGUUUUGAGAGCUACGAGGUGGCCCACCUCCGGCUGCUGAAGCUGGCUGAGAGUGGGAACCUAAACCAGCUCAUUGAAGAUUUUCUGGCCAAGGAGGAAAAGAAUUUUGCUCGGUUCAUGUAUGUCACGGAGCUCAACAACGACAUGGAGAUGAUGCAUAAGAGGACCCAACGAAUCCAGGACGAGAUCAUCCUCUUGCGAUCCCAGCAGAAAUUGUCCCACGAUGACAACUGCUCUGUCCUGAGACAGCUGGAGGAUAAACUGAGGAAGACCACGGAGGAGGCAGAUAUGUAUGAGAGCAAGUACGGGGAGGUCAGCAAGACCUUGGAUCUACUGAAGAACUCAGUGGAGAAACUGUUCAAGAAGAUAAACUGUGACGCCACCAAGAUCCUGGUGCAGUUAGGGGAGACGGGGAAAGUCACCGACAUCAACCUUCCGCAGUAUUUUGCCAUCAUUGAAAAGAAGACCAACGACCUGCUGCUGUUGGAAACCUACAAGCGCAUCCUGGAAGUGGAAGGGGCAGAGGCUGAGAUCCCGCCACCCUUCAUCAACCCUUUCUGGGGUGGUUCUGCCCUCCUCAAGCCCCCAGAACCCAUCAAAGUCAUCCCCCCAGUGCUGGGGGCUGACCCCUUCAGUGACAGGUUGGAUGAUGUGCUAUGGAGGGACGCCAAACCAGGCUUAGCCCCAGCCCUGGGGUUGAUUUCCCAGCACCUCACACAAAUCUGAUCUUGGUGCAGUGGAACAGCCCCUGGACCACAGCAGCCUUCGGCAGCUGGUUCUCGACAAUUAUAUCCUGAAGGAGAAUCGGAGUAAGGAAGUGCGUGGAGACAGCCUGCCUGAGAAGGUGGAUGACUUCAGAUCCAGGAAGAAAGUAACCAUGUGAGGUGCAUGCAUGGGGCCACCUUUGCAUAACCGAAAGAAUAAAUGUUUUCUUCUGUA
Molecule: messenger RNA, 2360 nt
Organism: Pan troglodytes (chimpanzee)
Lineage: Eukaryota; Metazoa; Chordata; Mammalia; Primates; Hominidae
Gene: CCDC63
Product: coiled-coil domain containing 63
Exons: 12
Coding region: 528-2147 (539 amino acids)
Biological process (GO): outer dynein arm assembly; cilium movement
Cellular component (GO): axoneme
Source: RefSeq, a predicted model, not a curated record